AUGAAGGGAAUCCGUUUGCUGCUUGACACGUGUGUCGUUUGCUCUUUCCUUUUUAAAAAUGUCCCGAAAUACCAGUCAUCGUCCCACCACAACACCGAGGCAUCCAGCAUCAGACCAUUGGUAUUUUCAACACGAAGACUGUACACAUCGAGAAUGGCUGCCCUCGUCAAGAACGCCGCGGGAAUGGUAGCCCGCAAUCCCGGGACUGCCGCCGUCGCUGGGGUUGUUACUGUCGGUGCAGUUGCGCUUGCUGCUCCGCUUGCGAUUGCUGCGCCGGUUCUGGCUGCUGUUGGGUUUACUGCUGAGGGCGUUGCUGCUACUUCCAUCGCCGCCGGGAUCCAAGCUGGCAUCGGAAACGUCGUCGGAGGUAGCGUGUUCGCCAUUUGCCAGAGCGCUGCUGCUGGAGGAGCUGGAGCGGCGGCUGUUGCGACUGGUACACAGGUUGUUGGGGGGGUUGCUGCUGCGGGGGCUGCGUUGGGCAAGUUCCUCUGGGGAAGGGGGCGAGAGAGAGAAUGA
Podospora pseudocomata is the source of this 516-nucleotide messenger RNA. RefSeq lists its product as uncharacterized. Bases 1 to 516 code for a protein of 171 amino acids. Lineage: Eukaryota; Fungi; Ascomycota; Sordariomycetes; Sordariales; Podosporaceae. The record is from RefSeq and is a predicted model, not a curated record. The transcript is spliced from 2 exons. Gene Ontology annotation, cellular component: membrane.